AUGGUGUGUCGCCUCGUUCGUGAUCCUUGCUUCGUCGGUAUCAUUGAAGGCCGCCCAAAACAUUCCAUUUAUAUUUUGGGCAGUCAGAAUACGCUGUUGAUCCAUCUCUAUCCACAACUCCGCCGCCCAAAACAUUCCAUUUAUAUUUUGGGCAGUCAGAAUACGCUGUUGAUCCAUCUCUAUCCUCACUUUACACAGUCCGUUUUGCGGAACGUUGUGGAUUCCGAAGAAUUCAGUGUAAAGAAGUGGCACUCUCUGGUGCCUCGGGACCCUAGUUGCGCUGUUGGCUUCUCUUGCCGGUCUCCAGGAGAUCUCAGCGACCUGCUGGAACGUCUACCGCAAACUUUGUCAAUCCAUACGGCAAAAAAAACGACAAAUCCAGUCAUGGAAAGCCUCAUUGAAAUCAAGGAUGAUGAUGGAUAA
Opisthorchis viverrini is the source of this 423-nucleotide messenger RNA. RefSeq lists its product as hypothetical. The record is from RefSeq and is a predicted model, not a curated record. NCBI's taxonomy places the organism in Eukaryota, Metazoa, Platyhelminthes, Trematoda, Opisthorchiida, Opisthorchiidae. The coding region runs from base 1 to 423 and encodes 140 amino acids. Gene Ontology annotation, molecular function: protein-phosphatidylethanolamide deconjugating activity. The transcript has 3 exons.